AUGGAAGGCGAUUAUGCCAAUCGCUCCCAAACUAGUCUGUCAUUGCCUCGGCCCAAUGUCCAGGCUACGAAUAGACGGCUUCUGCUGAUUUACAUCCAUGGUUUCAUGGGCUCAGAAGCCAGUUUUCAUGACCUCCCAGCUCACGUCCACGACCUGUUGACAGAGUUACUGAGCGAGUCACACGCGGUUUAUACCCGUAUUUAUCCGCGUUACAAGUCUCAUGGGGACCUGUCAGUAGCAGUUGACCAAUUCAGUGCCUGGCUCUCACCUCAUGAAGCCGAUGAUCUGGAUAUUAUUCUGCUAGGACAUAGCCUUGGCGGCAUCUUGGCUGCAGAUGUGGCUUUGCUGCGAUCAAAUGGGCAUCCAAAGCAUCGCAUUCUGGGACUCGUCAACUUCGACGUGCCCCUUCUAGGACUGCACCCCCGUGUGAUCCCAACUGGAAUUGGGAGCUCCAUGCCAAGGAAGGAUGUGGCAGCUGAAGACAAAAUAGUAGGCGAACAAGAAUCAAUGGGCUUGAACCCGGCCUAUAAGCCCGCCACUCCGAGUCCCAACUUUGAUCCCCCAUUCAUCAAUGAUGUGCGCUCUGUCGAACGGGGCUUUUUCAAAGGUAUCAUGCACUUCGUCAACAAGAACACAGACAAUCUCUCACGGUCGAUUAUCGACCGUGCCCUAUCGUCUUUCAAAUUUGCCAAUUGCGUCAAUAAUUACUCGGAACUUCGUCAGCGAUACCGAUACUUAAUAGAAUUAGAGGGUGCAGAAUACAGUCCCUGGAGAGUACGAUUCGUCAAUUACUACACCAACAGUACUGGUCGCAUACCACGGAAGCCAAAGGUUAAGUCGAAAAAAGGAUCAAAAGAUAUAGAUCAAACCGCCACAUCCCCUUUGCAAGGAGGAAGUGAGAAUCCAGCUGAUACAAAUAAUGACACGCUCACAUCGUCAGAAAGAGAAGAGCUCAAGGAUGCAGCGACUCCCCCGCCGGAAUAUUCUGAGACGGAUCCCACCCAGGAAGCAGAAAAUUUGUCAAAAAUGAGAAGUUUAUCACUUGAAGAUCAAACUGUGGGGUCUGACAUCACAAUAACACCUGACGAGGCCAGCUCCGCGAAAGAAUUCCCACAAAUUGAUAUCGCAAGCACCACCUCGUCUACCUCACUUGACCAACAUCUGAGCCAAAAUCUAUCGGAGAGCGUCGCAAACUCCGAUGCUAGCCUCAUCUCAGAGACUACAAAAGAGAAGAAGCUUCGCAAAUUUAUUCUUUUGCCCUCCCAUCAUUGGAGACAUAAUGACAACGCUCACUGGAUACCAGUUUUGAUGGAGGACAUGGACGAGGUAACAGCACAUCAAUCUAUGUUCAUUCCACUUGGAGCAAAUUAUGAGAUUCUUGUUGGUGAAACUGUAGCCUUGGUUGAGCGAUGGGUCCAGGAUGACCUUAGCCGGCAGCUACUCCAGGAAAGCCUUGAUUGA
This is a messenger RNA of Penicillium taxi, 1461 nucleotides long. Its product is annotated as alpha/beta fold hydrolase. The record is from RefSeq and is a predicted model, not a curated record. The transcript is spliced from 2 exons. The coding region runs from base 1 to 1461 and encodes 486 amino acids. NCBI's taxonomy places the organism in Eukaryota, Fungi, Ascomycota, Eurotiomycetes, Eurotiales, Aspergillaceae.